Didymodactylos carnosus is the source of this 465-nucleotide messenger RNA. Lineage: Eukaryota; Metazoa; Rotifera; Eurotatoria; Philodinida; Philodinidae. The record is from the annotation of a GenBank genome assembly.
AUGGUAGACGCAAUUAUCCACGUAGUAGGUGCUUUAUGUCAGUGCGGUCUGCUUGUGGCAGAAGUAAUAGAUGUAAGCAAACGAAAUUCAACAACUGAUAGUACAAUUAGCUCAACACGUUAUCAUCGAGCUACAUUGACCACAACCAGUGACCAAAUAUUUGGAAAAGAAGUUGAAAGACUUGUUAACAUUGCGUUUUCAACUGGUCAGACCUUUCCAACAAUGAUGAAAACAUAUUUAGAAGUCGUUAGUUAUAUAAAAAAAGAACUGGCUCAACAUUAUUCAAAUGAACAAUUUAUCGUCGUUAUCGGUCGAAAUUCGUUCGAUUUUCAGAUUGAUUAUGCGCAAUACAUGGCUGUUGUUGAACAAAAAGACUAUAAGGUAUUAGUGUACUCGAUAAAGGAAAAUUUAUCCACUAAAACAGAUACACAUGAAGCAGAUAGCGAAACAUCCAUCAACUGGUAA